AUGAUUUGGUUUGAUUCACGCCUAUCUAUCUAUCUCAGUUUUUCACAUCUAUCUCUUUAUCUAUCUCAGUUUAAUUCAUAUCUAUCUAUCUAUCUAUCUAUCUAUCUAUCUAUCUAUCUAAUUCCUUUCAUUAUCUAUCUAUCUAACUCCUUUCAUUAUCUAUCUAUCUAUCUUAAUUUCUAUCUAUCUAUUUAUCUAUUUCAAUUUAAUUCACAUCUAAGUUUAAUUCAUAUCUAUCUGUUUGAUUCACAUCUAUCUAUCUAUCUCAAUUUUGUUCACAUCUAUCUAUCUAUCUAUCUAUCUAUCUAUCUAUCUCAAUUUUGUUCACAUCUAUCUAUCUAUCUAUCUAUCUCAAUUUUGUUCACAUCUAUCUAUCUCAAUUUUGUUCACAUCUAUCUAUCUAUCUCAAUUUUGUUCACAUCUAUCUAUCUAUCUAUCUAUCUAUCUAUCUAUCUAUCUAUCUAUCUCAAUUUUGUUCACAUCUAUCUAUCUAUCUAUCUAUCUAUCUAUCUCAGUUUUGUUCACAUCUAUCUAUCUCAAUUUUGUUCACAUCUAUCUAUCUAUCUAUCUAUCUAUCUAUCUCAAUUUUGUUCACAUCUAUCUAUCUAUCUAUCUAUCUAUCUAAUGAAUUGUUGA
This is a messenger RNA of Acanthosepion pharaonis, 636 nucleotides long. The record is from the annotation of a GenBank genome assembly. Lineage: Eukaryota; Metazoa; Mollusca; Cephalopoda; Sepiida; Sepiidae.